AUGGCCACCCUCGACACCACCUUGACCGUCCUCCUCGUCGCCCGCAAAGGCAACGCGUUGGACGAGGCGCAAGCCCGGCUCCUGCAGACGAACAUCGACGAGAAAGGCUCCCCAUAUCCCCGGUCUGAUAGGCGGGUAUAUGUAGGAACUACUCUGGACGACGUACAAAGUGCCUUCGAUCAAGCCGCCAAAGAGGCCCGCACGAUCCAGCAUGUCUUUGUAGGUGCGGGCUUGGAGCUCGAGGUACGCCUGGAGAUUGUCAAAGAAGCCAUCACCCGCAGCGGGGAUACCUGCGUACACUUGAAGGAUGCAACUUCUGGGCCAAGCGGAUUUCUGCCCUUCAUUCAGGCCGUGUUGGGAGAUCGAGCAUGA
Fonsecaea nubica is the source of this 372-nucleotide messenger RNA. RefSeq lists its product as hypothetical. The coding region runs from base 1 to 372 and encodes 123 amino acids. The transcript has a single exon. The record is from RefSeq and is a predicted model, not a curated record. NCBI's taxonomy places the organism in Eukaryota, Fungi, Ascomycota, Eurotiomycetes, Chaetothyriales, Herpotrichiellaceae.